Molecule: messenger RNA, 2351 nt
Organism: Pelobates fuscus (common spadefoot toad)
Lineage: Eukaryota; Metazoa; Chordata; Amphibia; Anura; Pelobatidae
Gene: CCN2
Product: cellular communication network factor 2
Exons: 5
Coding region: 218-1249 (343 amino acids)
Biological process (GO): signal transduction; cell adhesion
Cellular component (GO): extracellular region; extracellular matrix
Molecular function (GO): heparin binding; integrin binding
Source: RefSeq, a predicted model, not a curated record
ACCAUUCCUCACACAACAACUCUUCAACAACCCAAGAUUGGAAUCGAACUCUGAGACAAGUACUGGGUAAAGGAAGAGGCUUCAGACUCUGAGCUAAAACUGAAAAGCAACACGACAGCGAGCUAAAGCAACUUCAAGACUGAAGAUCGCCUUAAGAUCUAGAGACAGAAAGACAAAAGAAAUUAUUUUUUUUAUUUCUUUUAAGGAACGCUUAACAAUGUCUGCAGGAAAAGUGACGGCUGUGAUCCUUUUUGCUUUAAUCUGCUGGGUGUCCGAUGCCCAGGAAUGCAGUGGGGAAUGUCAGUGCCCACAGAGGGUCCCUGAGUGUGAUCCUGGAGUCAGCCUGGUACAAGAUGGCUGUGGAUGCUGCAAAGUGUGCGCCAAGCAGCUGGGUGAGCUGUGUACUGAGAAGGAUGUCUGUGACCCACACAAAGGACUCUUCUGUGACUUUGGAUCCAGGGUCAACAGGAAAAUCGGAGUGUGCACUGCAAAAGAAGGAGCACCCUGUGUAUUUGGAGGAACUGUGUACAGAAGUGGAGAAUCUUUUCAGAGCAGCUGCAAAUACCAGUGCACUUGUCUAGAUGGUGGUGUAGGAUGUGUGCCACUCUGCAGUAUUGAUAUCCGUCUGCCCAGCCCUGACUGCCCCUUGCCACGAAGAGUGAAACUCCCUGGCAAGUGCUGUGAAGAAUGGGUCUGUGAUCAGCCUAUGGAGAGAACCAUGGUCGGACCUGCUCUGCCUGCUUUCAGAAUGGAAGAAACCUAUGGACCUGACCCUUCUCUGAUCCGUGCCAACUGUUUGGUGCAGACUACUGAAUGGAGUGCCUGCUCAAAGACAUGUGGCAUGGGAAUCUCAACAAGAGUUACUAAUGACAAUGAGCACUGCAGACUGGAAAAACAGAGCAGACUCUGCAUGGUUAGACCUUGUGAGGCCGAUCUGGAGGAAAAUAUCAAGAAAGGGAAAAAGUGCAUCCGUACUCCUAAGAUCUCUAAACCAAUCAAAUUCGAGCUUUCCGGUUGCACCAGUGUGAAAACCUACAGGGCCAAGUUUUGUGGGGUUUGUACCGAUGGCCGUUGCUGCACUCCCCACAGAACAGCCACUCUUCCAGUAGAGUUCAAGUGUCCUGAUGGUGAGGUCAUGAAGAAGAAGAUGAUGUUCAUCAAGACCUGUGCAUGCCACUACAACUGUCCAGGGGACAAUGACAUCUUCGAGUCCAUGUACUACAGAAAAAUGUAUGGAGACAUGGCAUAGAGCAACAAAACCACCACAAUUUAAAGACUCUUUAACUUGAAAUGACUUUGCAACUCAUAAACAUAAUUUUAUAGCACAAGAACGUAUUUAAGAUUGUUUAAAGGAAAGACUUAACCAUUGAAUGACCCCAGCCGUUGGUUUGAAGAAAGGGAGACGAACCAGGCCACCGCAGCUAUGCUGGGUGUAAUAUAUCGUCAUCGUACGCACAAUAACACUGCAAUUAGGCAGCAUUCACUGAGUAUGGUGAUGUAUGUUGCACCCAGACAUGCAACUGGAAAAAAAGUUAUAUUUUUAUAUUCACUAUAUGAUGAACUGACAAUAAGUCAGUGAAAGCUGGAGUUCAUACCCUGGCUACUUUAAGGUUCUAAAGAGAAUUACAAUUGAAUACAAUUCUGUUUUAGUAACCCCAAAGUACACUUAUUGGGUGGAAUCAAAAAUGUGUCUGUUACAAGACUGGAAAGUUUGCAGUGUGUCUUUUUUUGCAUGCUGCAACCUUACUUUUUAUUGGUAUUGUACAUAGUGUAUAUACAUUUUUGUACAGUUAUAUAAAUUAACUUAAUUUUGUUUUGUCGAUGUUUUUUUUUUUCAUUUUUAUAAUGCUUUAAUAUUUUGAUGUUACCCUGUUUUUAUUAUUGUUAUUAUUAUUAAUAUUGUUUGGUUCGCAGUAAGUUUAAAUGCUUAUUUGAGAAACCGUUCAAAGCAUGAAACAGAAUCUCAUGUGGAAAUAGUGCUCAGUUACAGAAAAGGCAUUUCAAGCAACUCCAUAUUGUUCCAUAUGUUAUGAGUAGCUAGGCUGUAUUGAUUGCACUGGAAACAUUUUAUUACCUGAAUUUUAACUGUUUGAGAGCCAAGGGAGAGCAAUUAUUUAUGGCUCUCCCUAACUCCAAUUUGUAAGGCUUUCAGAGAGUUAAACACUUUCAAUUAAUCAACAGAUUGAUAUUCUGGAACUGAUCAAAAGAUUUGUCCCGAGCAUUUGUUUCUUUCUUUGACUAUGACUAUUUCUGUUAUUCAACAGUUUCGUUGUGUGUUUCGACGUGUGACCAAAUGGUACAUGUUUGCACUUUUCUAGAUGAAAAAUAAAAUAUUUUAUUUUUUAUACAAA